AGCGACGUUUUGAAGCCUUCGAAAGAUGGAUGCAGUUCGCGGUCUUGACUCGAGAGUACACCAGCUGUGACUUCGAUGCAUAUACAGGAGUCGGGAAUACGGUGCGGUGGCGGCGGCGGCGCCGGCAAACGCGUGUUUGCUGACUUGCUCUUGCCGUGUAAUCCUAGAAGCCUAAUCUGUAUUUGCGGUCUGGGUCUCGAUUUAUAACGUGACACAUAACAAUUUAUUUUCUUUCUUAUUUUCUCUAACUUUAUUAUAAUUUUUAUGGUAAUUUUUACCAUAUAUCAUGAUAUAAAUUAAGUUCAGACUCCAAAUACGAAUUAUUUUCCUUUCGGGAAUUCCUCCCCGCGACACACGUUCCUUCCCUGUCCUUCCCUGAUUGGAUAAACCACUGAAGCCAAAAAAAAAAAAAAAAAACCAACACAGAAAUAUCCCGUCUCGCUUCGGUUCGCUUCCCUCCGCCCCCGCCCCAUGGCCACGCCGCUCCUUCUCCCCUCCCGCGCCGCCCAUGCCGCCGCUACCGCCACUACCUGCGCCUCCUCGCAACACCUUACCGCGGUUACCUCCAAGGAGCCCCCUCCCCCGCCCCGGCUCCGGAGCAAGCGCAGCGGGGGAGGGGCCUCCGGCCACGGCCCCAAGUCCCUCGUCCUCUCCCACGUCGCAGCGGGCCGCAUGAAUGAGGCCACGGACGCCUUCGCGGCCGUCAGGAGCUCCGAAUCGUUCCUCCACAAUGUCAUGAUCCGCGGCUUCGCCGACGCGGGCCUCCCGGGGGACGCGCUCGCGGCCUACCGCGCCAUGCUGGCGGCCGGCGCGCGCCCGGACCGCUUCACCUUCCCCAUCGUGGUCAAGUGCUGCGCGCGCGUCGGCCGCCUCGAGGAAGGCUGCGCAGCGCACGCGGCCGUGAUCAAGCUCGGGCUGGGGGCCGACGUGUACAUCGGCAACUCGUUCGUCGCGUUCUACGCCAAGCUCGGCCUCGUCGGGGACGCCGAGAGGGUGUUCGACGGAGUGCCGGUGCGGGACAUCGUCUCAUGGAACUCGAUGGUGGAUGGGUACGUGUCGAACGGGAUGGGGGCACUGGCACUGGCGUGCUUCCAGGAGAUGAACAACGCACAAGUGCAGCAUGACAGUGUUGGGAUAAUAGCCGCUCUUGCAGCUUGCUGCUUGGAGUCAGCAUUGAUGCAUGGCCGGGAGAUCCACGGCUACGUCAUCAGACACGGUCUGGAGCAGGAUGUCAAGGUGGGGACUUCUGUUCUUGACAUGUAUUGCAAAUGUGGUGAAGUUGCAUCUGCCGAGAAUGUGUUUGCAACGAUGCCAUUGAGGACCGUAGUGACAUGGAAUUGUAUGAUAGGUGGGUAUGCGCUGAAUCAACGAUCUGCGGAUGCAUUUGGUUGCUUCAUGCAAAUGAAAGCAGAGGGGUUUCAGGUGGAAGUGGUCACCGCUAUCAAUUUGCUGGCUGCAUGUGCUCAAACUGAAAGCUCAUUGUAUGGAAGGAGUGUUCAUGGUUAUGUAAUUCGGAGACUCUUUCUUCCUCACGUGGUGCUUGAAACUGCUCUUCUGGAGAUGUAUGGUAAAGUUGGCAAAGUGGAAUCAUCUGAAAAGAUAUUUGGUCAGAUAACGGACAAAACUCUGGUAUCAUGGAAUAAUAUGAUUGCUGCUUACAUGUGCAAGGAGAUGUAUAGGGAAGCCAUCAGAUUGUUCCUGGAUUUACUGAAUCAACCUCUUUAUCCUGAUCAUUUCACCAUGUCGACAGUACUACCUGCAUUCGUCUUGCUAGGGUCACUAAGACAAUGCAGGCAAAUGCACAGCUACAUUAUCAGCUUAGGCUAUGGAGACAACACUCUCAUUAUGAACGCAGUUAUGCAUAUGUAUGCAAGGUGUGGCGAUGUUGGGGCCUCAAGGGAGAUAUUUGACAAACUGCCAGGCAAGGAUGCUAUCUCCUGGAACACGAUGAUUAUAGGAUAUGCAAUUCACGGACAGGGAAAGGCUGCGCUGGAAAUGUUCAAUGAAAUGAAAUGGAAUGGUCUGGAACCAAAUGAGAGUACCUUUGUUUCUGUGUUGACUGCUUGCAGUGUUUCAGGCUUGGCGGCUGAAGGCUGGAUGCAGUUCAAUUCAAUGCAACAAGACUAUGGUAUGGUUCCACAGAUUGAGCACUAUGGAUGCAUGACUGAUCUUCUGGGUCGAGCAGGUGGCCUUAGAGAGGUGUUGCAGUUUAUUGAAAACAUGCCAAUAGCUCCAACAUCCAGGAUUUGGGGUUCCUUACUAACUGCAAGCAGAAACAGGAAUGAUAUAGAUGUAGCAGAAUAUGCAGCGGAGAAGAUAUUCCAACUGGAACAUGACAACACUGGCUGCUAUGUUGUUCUGUCCACCAUGUAUGCUGAUGCUGGGAGAUGGGAGGAUGUGGAGAGGAUAAGAUCUCUGAUGAAGGAUAAGGGGUUGCAAAAAACGGAAGCGAGAAGUCUUGUCGAGCUUAAUGGAACAGAGUGCAGAUUUGUCAAUGAAGAUAUGUCUCAUCCUCAGAGCAAGGCAAUUCAUGAAUUGUCUGAUAUUCUGUCAAGAAAUAUUGGAGAAACUUUGGAUGACUCAAGGAAUCUCCGUGACGCGGUUACGUUUGAAUCUAGAAGAACACUAAUGCCUAAUAAGCAUAGUGUAAGGCUUGCUGUUGCUUUUGGUUUGAUAUCAUCUGAGGUUGGAAUCCCCGUUCUUGUCAAAAAGAAUGUGCGUGUAUGCAAUUACUGCCAUCAUGCACUGAAGUUGAUCUCAAAGUAUUCAAGACGGAAGAUUGUUGUUGGUGACACAAAGAUCUAUCAUGUAUUUUCAGAUGGUUCGUGUUGUUGUGGUGACUAUUGGUGAUUUUUUCGGUUGAUGACAAUCCCAGGAUGGAUUCGGCAAGAGCAAGAGAACACCUAGAUGCAUUGGUAUUCUGACAAAACCCGACAUCUCAUAGAACUGACUUCAUUCCUAGGUGCAGAUAACAGUGGCUCGAGGGAAGGGGAAAAUAUUCUUUUCCUUGGAAACAAUGAGGAAAAAACUGUGGCUUACUACUGAUUACACACAAUAGACAGAAACUAAACAUCAUCUUUUGUAAUAGUUGAAAGUAGCAUGAUGUACAAAGUCGAUUCUUUUAAAAAGAAAGACUGAAUUACAACA
Molecule: messenger RNA, 3147 nt
Organism: Phragmites australis (common reed)
Lineage: Eukaryota; Viridiplantae; Streptophyta; Magnoliopsida; Poales; Poaceae
Product: pentatricopeptide repeat-containing protein At4g35130, chloroplastic-like
Exons: 1
Coding region: 472-2850 (792 amino acids)
Biological process (GO): RNA modification
Molecular function (GO): RNA binding; protein binding; zinc ion binding
Source: RefSeq, a predicted model, not a curated record